UUAUUAUUUUUUCCUAGUGUUUGUGAUGUGUGAUAGUGUAAUGUUUUGUUUAUAUAACUUUCAUGUGCAGUUUUUAAAGAACAUACGGUCAUGUUUAAAAUCAUAUAUACAUUCAAUUCGAUAAUGUUUUUAACUUAAUGUCUACGUUGUCUUCGCUUGAAAUCCCGGACGAUUUUGGAGUCAGCGUCUCCGUUGUGGCGAGACGAAAUUAAGAAAGGAAGCAAGUUAAGCCGAGAAGAUUAUGGAGAUUUUGUGCAAAUUGAUUAAAAAAAUGCAAAAUACAGAUAAUGAAGUAGUAAAGAAUGAAGAAAAUGAAGUUAACAGAAUAAAGAGUAACGAUGCGUUGUAUCUGGAUAUUGCUUGCAAUUGUAACGUUCUACGAAAUAGCUGUCGCUGUGAAUAUUGCGGUGCCAGAAAAAGAUGGCACACGUUUUGAACGAUAUCGACUCGACAAAGGGGUUUAUAGAAAAUAUGAAGAAAGGAAAAAGUUAUCCUUAUUUGAAAGCAAACGCAGUGACCAAAAUUCAAUAAAUAGUUUUCGAGAUGAUCAUGAGAUUAUACGGAGUCCAAGAAAACAAAGGUCGAUAUCGCACAGAAAAUCGAGAAUACAAAGAAGCUUUAAUAAAUAUCAGUUCAGUGCACAUAUCAGUGAAAAGGAUGAUAAACAUUUGAGGUACAGACGUGAAAUAGGUUCUUCAAUUAUUAUCACUCAUCAUUUUACGGAGAAAAUAGUCACAUCAGGCGAAGAUAUAAGUCUGGAAUGUGCUGCGACAGCUGAAAGGCCGCCGCGAUUCAUCUGGGAGAGAGAUGGUGUGGUCAUAUCGUCUAAUACUGAUUCCAGAUAUAUCCUUGGUCAGAUGAUGUCUUCUACUGGCGUCGGUGUCAUCUCCCACUUCAAUAUAUCGCGGGCACGUGUGGAAGAUGGCGGUCUGUUUUCCUGCGUCGCGUACGAGGGUGACUCCAGUACGAGACAUGUGGCUAGAGUUGAUGUGUUUGGUCCGCCAUAUAUUAGGACGUUGCCGCCCAUCAAAGUGCAAAGUGGGCAGCCGCUGAAAUUACGUUGCCCUUACUACGGUUACCCCAUAAGUAAACUGGAAUGGGAGCACAAGGGAAAGAAAAUCGUCAAUUCAAUGUUGCCACAACAUUCGAGAUAUCGUCGUUCUUUUGUCUCGAAAGGUCGGAAGAACGCGAAGAAGAAAAGAAAAAAACGACAACUCUUUGAACCAGUAGAAGAUGGAGUUUUGAGCAUACCUCGAGUUACUAAAGAACAGAAUGGAGAGAUGUACACUUGUAUUGUUUACAGUCCGUCAGGAGAAAUGGCAAGAAGAUCAUUCGAAGUGCAAGUGGUAGAAGCGCCGGCGCUGGACGAGCUCCGCGUCGGCACUGGACUGAAGGAAGGUCAGAUCGUGCAGAUCACCUGCAACAUUAUUAGCGGAGAUCCGCCGAUAUUCUUCUCAUGGUUAAAAGACGGGAUGAAGAUUCCAGCCAGUUUGAAAAUUAAUGAAAGAAGUUCAGAAUUAUUUAGCGUUCUGAUUAUAAAGAGAGUGUCGCUGGAGCAUUGCGGUAAAUAUACUUGUAUUGCGACGAAUCACGUUGGGAAAGUCAAUCAGACAGCAGAUCUUUACAUAAAUGUUGCACCGAAGUGGGUGGAAGAGCCGACGAACACUUCACUGUUGUUGGGGCAACGAGGAGUUAUUUAUUGUAAUGCGAAUGGAUAUCCAGCACCACAAAUACAUUGGAUGAAAAGAGACGCAACUCUUGGUAUAUGGAGACCGGUGUUGGAUUUAGCCGGCGGUGGUGUCAUUAGUUACCCCAAUGGCACACUUAUCAUAGAAGUGGUAUCACUCUCCGACGAGGGAGUUUACGCUUGUAAUGUGGAGAAUGGUGUUGGAGAUGCGUUGAAUAAGAAUUUAUGGAUUAGUGUUAAUAAGCCGGUGCAUUUUGAAUCCGUGGGUACAAAUCUGACGACAAAGCUAGGGCUGCCAGUGACGUUGCCAUGCCGACCGCUCGGUGACAGCCCUAUUAGAGUUAAAUGGACUGUGGAUGGUAAAGGUGUGGAUUUCACAACCUCCAGGAUAACUGUGACUGAAAAUGUUAACCCAAAUGGAAUCAAAAGUACUAUUAAUAUAAACUACGUGGAGAGUAGAGACGGUGGGACUUAUGAAUGUAGAGCCAGCAAUCCCUAUGGUGUGGCGACUUAUUUAAUUCACUUGGAUAUUUUAGAGCCGCCGACGCCGCCGAUGGACUUGCAGGUGGACUCUGUGUCCAGCGGCGGGGUGAAGCUGUCGUGGCGAGACGCGCUGCGAGCGCACGUGCAGUACUAUACGCUGCAGUACGCAACUAACGAUUACAUGCUGUGGGACUCCGGGAAGAGUAUUAAUAUCACCAGACAAGAGAACGAUAUAAGACAAAACAUAGAGCUCCGAGACUUGCAGCCCGCAGUUGAAUACAGAGUCAGAGUUGCGUCUGGCAAUCAAGUUGAUCUCAGCCAGUUUACGCAGCCAGUGCAUUUCACUACGAUGCAAGAAGCACCUUCAUCAAGUCCACUGAGCGUACAAGUCCAGUCGACAGAGAACCCGGGCGAGCUGGUUGUAUGGUGGCUGCCGCCGCCGCGAGAGACGCACCGCGGUCCGCUGCAGGGAUACCACGUGAAAGCAGUACCGAGGAUCAGCGGUGAAUCAGGUCCAAACGAUACUCAUACAAAAAUGGUAAAAGUGACUCCGCGCAAUGGGAAACAAGAAACAGUGUUGAGUGGACUGUUGAAGAAUACCAGGUAUGCUGUAUCCGUGAGUGCGUUUAAUUCGGCAGGCACCGGCCCUUAUUCACUGCCGGUUUAUCAAACAACCAGAGAAGGAGCGCCAGAGCAGUCUCCGGCGGCGGUGGAGUGCCGCGGCGUGACGUCAUCGUCGUUGCGCGUUGCCUGGCAACCGGUGACGUCACACGGCACUUCUCUGCUCGGCUACACCGUGCACUACAGCACUGAAGAUGGUCCAUGGUCAAACCUGACGUCACCACACACAGAGCUGUACCUGCAAGGACUACUGAAGUAUACAAACUAUACGAUCAAAGUGGCAGGAUUCUCUAGUUACGGUGUUGGACCAUUCUCUUACCCUGUCAUCUGCACAACAUUACAAGAUGUGCCCGGCCCCCCCUCAGCAAUAAAGUUGCUAGUUUCGUCACCUACCUCAUUGCUUGUUAGCUGGAAGAAACCAGAUCAGCCCAAUGGCGAAAUAACGCACUACACGGUCUAUGUAAAGCCUGUAUCAAGUACUGGCGCGCCGCAGCACCACCGUAUCGAGGCGAGCCAGGAGUCCAACUUGUCUCGUCAGUUCUCGUUCCCGCUGAGCGCGCUCUCCGCCGCGCGCUAUGAGGUGUUCGUGCGCGCGCACACGCCGGCCGGCGAGGGCGCGCCCAGUCACAGGGUGCACGCUGAACUCACCUCUAAAGUGGUGGCGGGGGUGGCGUCGCUGGGCGGCGCGGUGUCUGCGGGCGUGGGGCGCUCGCUGCUGCUGGCGUGCGCGUGCGUGGGCGCGCCGCCGCCGCGCACGGUGUGGUACCACAACCACAACAUCAUCACGCACCACCCGCGCUUCACUCGCAACCACGACGACAGUCUGCUCAUCAAUAAUAUUGAUCAAUCUCUUAGUGGCAACUAUACCUGCUUAGCGAAAAAUCUAUACGGAUCUGACUCAGUUUCCUACGAAGUGUCAGUCCUGCCUACACCGGAGCCGCCGAGCUUGAGAGUGACGUCGCAUAAAAAUGCCUUGCAUGUCCAAUGGGAUCCACCAAGGAAAUUAAAUGGAAAAACACAGAAAAUUGGAUAUAACUUAACAUGGAAAGAAGCUAACCUUUCCUGGCAGGACUCUUGGUCUAACAAAGGCACCUCAAUACGAGACGUGUAUGAAUUCACGAUACAAGGCUUGAAAUGUGGCACUAAAUACUCUCUGCGUAUGACGGCUGCUAACAGUGUGGGCUCUUCGCAGCCAUCUUACCUUGAUGCUAAUACUUUAGGAGGAGUACCGAUAGCGCCGACAACAACAGAAUGGUUCUGGAGCAACGCCAGUCACAUCUACAUCCAACUGAGCGGCUGGGAUGACAACGGCUGUGAAAUCACCAAGUGGGACGUCGAUUAUAAGGAAUAUGGAAGCAAAUUGUGGAGAAAAGCGGAGAACAGAUUGCCGCAAUUGGACCAAACUUGGAACCAUUACAUGGCGUCGAUACUGAACCAACCGAAUACAUUUGUGAUCGCCGACUUGUUACCGGCUCAGUGGUACCAGAUUAAGAUUGUUGCUGAGAAUUCUGCAGGAAUUUCCACUUCGUUAUAUAGUUAUGCCACGACAAAUGCUUUAGGAGAGUCAAUUGGUCCGCCGACAGACUUCAUGGAUUUAAACAUGUUGGUGAUAAUUUGCAGUUCCAUUCUACUGCUGCUUUGCUCUCUGGCCUGCGUUUAUAUUUUAGUUAAAAGACAUCACCACCACCGACUGACGGAGUAUCGCAACUCUCUGACUGCGGAGUGCAAGUCGGAGAGGAGCAACGCGACCGCCAACACGCCGCAGAGCGCGCCCGACAACCGUGUCUACAGCACGCCUGUGCACCUCACUGCUGACGCUAAACAUGAGUUGUACGAAAUAAGCCCAUAUGCACAAUUCGCGAUUGGAUUCCGAACAUUUGGUCAUGUGGACAAUCAGGAGAUACCAAACAGAAUACAUAUACCAGGGAACAGCAAGUCGAGAUAUGAUAGCGAAACAAGUUUUCAAAUGAGAUCAGAAUCUGAGGAAAGUGACUGCGUGUCGAGAACGACGACGUUAAAAAGUAAUCAAAGAAAAACCUGCAAAGUACCACAUCACAGGUAGCUGCAAUUUUAUUUAAGAUAAACAUUUUAAUUGAUAUUUCUACAAGAAUCCUGUAAAUAUCAACAUCACCUUAGAUUGCAGUAAUUGUUAGUUUUUUGUAAUUCAAUUUUUAAAUGCA
Molecule: messenger RNA, 4971 nt
Organism: Papilio polytes (common Mormon)
Lineage: Eukaryota; Metazoa; Arthropoda; Insecta; Lepidoptera; Papilionidae
Product: Down syndrome cell adhesion molecule-like protein Dscam2
Exons: 37
Coding region: 339-4853 (1504 amino acids)
Biological process (GO): cell-cell adhesion
Molecular function (GO): protein binding
Source: RefSeq, a predicted model, not a curated record